This is a messenger RNA of Triticum turgidum subsp. durum (durum wheat), 1521 nucleotides long. The record is from the annotation of a GenBank genome assembly. Lineage: Eukaryota; Viridiplantae; Streptophyta; Magnoliopsida; Poales; Poaceae.
AUGUCUCCGUACGCUGUGCUCGUCGCGGCCGUCGCCGUGCUCGUCGCCUUCUGCUGCGCGACCAGGAAAGCUCGAGGCAAGAACAGUAAGCUCCCGCCAUCGCCCCCGGCGAUCCCGCUGUUCGGCCACCUCCACCUCCUGGGCCGCCUCGCGCACCGCUCCCUGCGCGACCUGCACGCUCGGUACGGCAGCGACGGCGGCCUCCUGCUCCUGCAGCUCGGGCGCAGGCGGACGCUGGUGGUGUCCACGGCGGCCGCGGCGGCGGACCUGUACAAGAACCACGACCUCGCAUUCGCCUCCCGCGUGCUCAGCGCGCCGGUGCACAAGCUCUCCUACGGCUCGAUCAACGUCUCCUUCGCGCCAUACGGCGACGUCUGGCGCCGCAGCAAGAAGAUGGCCGUCGUCCACCUGCUCUCCCAGCGCCGCGCCGACUCGUUCGCCCCCAUGCGAGCCGCCGAGGCGGCCGCCCUCGUCGCGGGAGUCCGCCGCGCGGCGGAGGCCGGGGAGGCCGUGGAGCUGAGGGGGCUCCUGUACGGCUACGGCAACGCGGUGGUCACCCGCGCGGCCACCGGCGCCGCGGGGGCCACGGCCGAGAGAAUGAAGCAGCUGAUGGGCAACUCCGCGGCGCUCAUGUCGGGGCUCCAGGCGGAGGACGUGCUUCCCGACGCGGCGGCGAAGGUGGUGAGGUGGGCGACGGGGUUCGAGAAGAGGCUCGACGACCAGAUGGAGGCGUGGCACAAGUUCCUGUCCGAGAUAAUCGCCGAGCACCUUGAGAAGAAGUUUGAGAAGAAGUGUGACGACAUCGCAGGGGAGGAGGACUUCUUGGACGUCUUGCUGCGGCUGAGGGAAGAAGGCACCGCCGGACUCGACCUCACCGACGAUCGCAUCAUAAGCAUUGUUCAGGACAUGAUCUUCGCCGGAACUGAGACAUCAUAUAUUACGCUGGAAUGGGCCAUGGCGGAGCUCACGACAAAACCCCACACAAUGGCCAAGUUGCGGGCCGAGGUAACACGAGUCACCAACGACAAGUUGGCCAUCGAAGAAGAUGACCUCAGCAGGAUGGAGUACCUCAAGGCGGUGUUGAGGGAGGUGAUGCGUCUCCACCCACCAGCACCACUCCUCAUCCCACACGAGUCGACGACGACGUCGAUCGUCCAAGGCUACGAGAUCCCGGCAAAGACGACACUCUUUAUCAAUGCGUGGGCAAUCGGGAGGGACCCCAUUGCGUGGGGUGAAGGGGCGGAGGAGUUUUUGCCUGAGAGGUUCUUGGCCAACGGUAACGCGACAGACGUGGACGUGAGGGGAAACGACUACCAACUCCUCCCAUUCGGUGCCGGUCGACGACUCUGUCCCGCCAUCAACUUCGCGAUGCCGACGCUAGAGAUUGCGCUAGCUUGCCUCGUACGCCACUUCGACUGGGGUCUCGCCGCUGGCACAUGUCUGGAGAUGGGCGAGGCCCCGGGGCUGGCCACACCUCCGUCGACUCCGGUGCGCCUUGUCCCCGGAUGCAUAACAACUUAA